AUGGUGCCUCCUAACUCGUCGGCCUACAAAUGCCAUCAAGCAGCAUUGCUCGAAAAGGAAGGCUGUCCCGGUAAGAUUGAUAAGGUAGUGAAUGACGAUACCAAGCUAUCGAUUUCCUUUAAUGUGAAGCAGUUCAAGCCAGAAGAAUUGUCAGUAAAUCUGGAUGGAAGAACACUCAAGAUCGAAGGCAAGCAGGAGAUCAAGGAAAGGAAUGGAUACACCAUGAGAACGUUUGUUCGACAAUGGAGGCUCCCCAAAGAUAUUGAACAGUUAAAAUCCACUCUCACCGAAGAUGGCCACCUUGUCGUUAAAGCACCAAAAAUAACGAAAAGGUCACUCACCUCAAGGAUCAUCGAGAUCUAG
Cylicocyclus nassatus is the source of this 363-nucleotide messenger RNA. NCBI's taxonomy places the organism in Eukaryota, Metazoa, Nematoda, Chromadorea, Rhabditida, Strongylidae. The record is from the annotation of a GenBank genome assembly.